This is a messenger RNA of Mizuhopecten yessoensis (Yesso scallop), 372 nucleotides long. RefSeq names its product ribosomally synthesized cyclic peptide ustiloxin B precursosr-like. Lineage: Eukaryota; Metazoa; Mollusca; Bivalvia; Pectinida; Pectinidae. The transcript has a single exon. Bases 1 to 372 code for a protein of 123 amino acids. The record is from RefSeq and is a predicted model, not a curated record.
AUGGGUACUGUCUCGGACACUUAUAAAGUAGGGGACUACCUUAUGGGUACUGUCUCGGACACUAAUAAAGUAGAGGACUACCAUAUGGAUACUGGCUCGGACACUAAUAAAGUAGAGGACUACCUUAUGGGGACUGUCUCGGACACUAAUAAAGUAGGGGACUACCUUAUGGAUACUGUCUCGGACACUAAUAAAGUAGAGAAAUACCUUAUGGGUACUGUCUCGGACACUAAUAAAGUAGAGGACUACCUUAUGGGUACUGUCUCGGACACUAAUAAAGUAGUGGAUACUGUCUCGGACACUAAUAAAGUAGAGGAAUACCUUAUGGGUACUGUCUCGGACACUAAUCUGUCUCGGACACUAAUAAAGUAG